This is a messenger RNA of Ixodes scapularis (black-legged tick), 1899 nucleotides long. Its product is annotated as protein henna. Gene Ontology annotation, biological process: L-phenylalanine catabolic process; L-tyrosine biosynthetic process. The record is from RefSeq and is a predicted model, not a curated record. Lineage: Eukaryota; Metazoa; Arthropoda; Arachnida; Ixodida; Ixodidae. Gene Ontology annotation, molecular function: iron ion binding; phenylalanine 4-monooxygenase activity. The transcript is spliced from 13 exons. Bases 379 to 1728 code for a protein of 449 amino acids.
CGGCGACGAGUCCGAGACGCGCCCCGUGUCCCCAGACUCAUCGCCUCUCGGAACAGCUGACAAGGUCGAGAUAAUUACGGGCAGUCCACCCCCUCCUCCCGGCGUCUGUCUGGAGGCGGCCGGGAUCGCGGACUGCCCAUUGGACGCCGAGCUGUGGUCAGACCCAUACACGAUUAUAAACAUCUCCCCACACCGACACGAUCAGUGGCCCGAACGGACAGACUGUGGCAUCCUCCCACUCGCUCGCCGUGAAGACAGUCUUUGCAAGAGCGUGGUCGUGCACCCUAGGAAUCCAAACUCACGUCCAAAUAAUAUACCGUGUUUUAUCUCCACUGAAUUGACAACGUUUUGGCCUGCAGCGAAAGCUACGAAGGUGAUAUGGACGGUGUCAACGGCGUUGAGACUAAACCGGAGCCGACUCGUGUGUCUGGAGGCUACAUCAUGGAGCCGAAAAACAACCGCGUGGGUGCCAACUCAGUCAUCUUCUCGCUCAAGGAAGAGGUCGGAGCCCUGGCCCGAGCUCUGCAGAUCUUCAAGGAGAACGAGGUGAACCUGCAGCACAUCGAGUCCCGGUCUUCGAUGCGCUUCAAGGACGGCUACGAGUUUAUCGUCAACUUCAGCCCGAGCUCGGGCAAGAUCCACGAAGCCCUGGAGCAGAUCAAGGACGUCUCUCAGUACGUCCAGGUCAUCUCCAGGGACCUGCCUCCCAAGACUGACGACGCUGUGCCCUGGUUCCCGAGGAAGAUCAAAGACCUUGACAUCUUUGCAAACCACAUCCUCAGCUACGGUUCUGAGCUGGACUCCGAUCAUCCGGGUUUCACUGACCAGAAGUACCGCGAGCGACGCAAGUAUUUCGCUGACAUUGCUUACGAGUACAAACACGGUCAACCCAUCCCUAGGGUGGAGUACACUGAAGAAGAAACAAAGACAUGGGGCAUCGUGUUUCGAGAGCUGACCAAGUUGUACAAGACCCACGCCUGCCGGGAGCACAACCACAUCUUCCCGCUCCUGAUGGAGAACUGCGGUUACCGGGAAGACAAUGUUCCCCAGCUCGAAGACGUCUCCAACUUUCUCAAAGACUGCACCGGAUUUACGCUGAGACCCGUAGCCGGACUCCUGUCGUCGCGUGACUUCCUGGCGGGACUGGCGUUCCGCGUCUUCCACUCGACCCAGUACAUCAGGCACCCGUCCCAGCCCCUCUACACUCCCGAGCCGGACAUUUGCCACGAACUCCUGGGACAUGCUCCGUUGUUUGCCGACCCGAGCUUUGCGAGAUUUUCCCAGGAAAUUGGAUUGGCUUCCCUCGGGGCUCCGGACGACUACAUCGAACGUCUCGCGACGUGCUACUGGUUCACGGUGGAAUUUGGCGUCUGCAACCAGGACGGUCAGCUGAAGGCUUAUGGUGCCGGGUUGCUGUCCUCGUUCGGGGAACUCGAGUACUGCCUGAGCGGCAAACCGGAGAUGAAGCCCUUCGAUCCUUGUGUUACCGGGGAGCAGAAAUACCCCAUCACGGAGUACCAGCCCACUUACUUCGUGGCCGAGAGUUUCCAGCACGCGCAGAAAAAAAUGCGUGAGUACGCACUCUCGAUUCCAAGGCCCUUCACGGUCCGCUACAACCCGUACACCCAGAACGUCGAAAUCGUGGACACCAACAUCCAGGUUCAAAACUUGGCCUGCGACAUUCAGUCUGACAUGACUUUGCUGACCGACGCCCUCAAGAAGAUUUAGUAUCCUCCAAGAUAUUUCGAGCUCGUUUGACGCAGUGUUAUGUAUAUAUAUAUACGUUAUAUGUCUUCUACCUCCAAUUCAAAUCAGUCCGGCCAUACCACGACUACCACAGGAGAAGAAAUUCCAACCCUCGAACUUUGUACCUAUGGUUUCAAUAAAAAAAAGUGAAAG